GAGCCGCAGCCGCAGCGAGGCCGGCGGGCGGGAGCGCACCCAGGUGGCGCGGGCCGGGCAGGGUGCGGGCUCCGCGCUGCGGGUCCCAAGAGUGAGUGAGCGAGCACGCGCGCGCGGGCGAGGCGUGGGACACAGAGGGCGUGGUCCCUUGGGAUCCCCUAGAGGCAGGCCGGCGGGGACUGCGGGUGGGUGGAGAAUUUGCGGGCCGGGUCCUGGGUAGGACAGAGCUUACUGAGGGGCUAAAGCACUUAGAGCCACCCGCGGGAGGGGGAAGUCGGUGGUAUACCGGUGCUAGCCUGACACGUCUCUACCAGGCCCUCCCGUGCAAGUCCCCAUUUGACAGAUGGGAAAAUUGAGGUUUAAAGAGGCCAAAUGAUUCUCAAGGUCACCCGGCUAGGAAGCAAUAGAGUCACGAGGGAAUGGCUCUGAGAAGUCCUCGGAAGGACUGCCUAAUGUGGGGGAGUUUGUGUGUGUAGGGCGAGGUCCCCUUUCCUUUGGGCAAGGCUCUGGCAUGGUCCAAGAGUGUGAGGAACCCCAGCCGCUGGGGCUGCUUGUCCUGGAGCAUGGUAGAAGGGGGAGGGGCGGCGGAAUGGGUGUGUGCGCAACCACGGGGGUAUGUGCAUGUGUGUGGGAGUGUGCAUGGGUGGAGAUGCACAGUUUUUGCGUGUGUGCACACGUGUGCAGAUGUCACAGCUACUGUGGCCUAGGGAUCAGAGGCUGGGCUGGUUCAAGUGAACAGACGGUCUGGGAAAGAACUGCGUGCGGUUUGGAUUCUGGAGUAACGGACCUGGGUAUGACGGGAGUGUCUGUGACUGGUGUGUGUGAGAUGGGCCCUCUUGCUCUUAAUGUAGGUCAUGGUUCGAGCCUCGUGGGCAGCAAUAGCCUUGGGUCCAGCCCUCCGGCACCGGCGGCCAUGGCGAGCACUCUUACUUUGGACAAGGGUUGCACCGGAGAGCUGCUCCGAGGCUGCAUCGAAGCCUUGCAAGAUGACUCCGGAAAGGUGCGAGAUCCGCAGCUAGUGCGCAUGUUUCUCAUGAUGCACCCCUGGUACAUACCUUCCUCUCAGCUGGCUGCGAAACUGCUCCACUUCUAUCAGCAAUCCCGGACAGACAACUCUAAUUCUCUACAGGUGAAAACGUGUCACCUAGUCAGGUACUGGAUCUCAGCAUUCCCAGCAGAGUUUGACUUGAACCCAGAGCUGGCUGAGCAGAUCAAAGAGCUGAAGGCUCUGUUAGACCAAGAAGGGAACCGAAGGCACAGCAGCCUCAUCGACAUCGAGAACGUCCCCACCUACAAGUGGAAGCGGCAGGUGACUCAGCGGAACCCGUGGAACAGAAAAAAGGCAAGAUUGUCCCUGUUGUUUGAUCACUUGGAGCCUAUGGAGCUGGCAGAGCAUCUCACCUACUUGGAGUAUCGCUCCUUCUGCAAGAUCCUGUUCCAGGACUAUCACAGCUUUGUGACCCACGGCUGCACCGUAGACAAUCCCGUCCUGGAGCGAUUCAUCUCCCUCUUCAACAGUGUCUCACAGUGGGUCCAGCUCAUGAUCCUCAGCAAGCCCACAGCCACGCAGCGGGCGCUGGUCAUCACACACUUCGUGCAUGUGGCAGAGAAGCUGCUGCAGCUGCAGAACUUCAACACACUGAUGGCUGUUGUUGGAGGCCUGAGCCACAGCUCCAUCUCACGCCUCAAGGAGACCCACAGCCAUGUCAGCCCUGAGACCAUCAAGCUCUGGGAAGGCCUGACGGAAUUAGUGACAGCCACCGGCAACUACAGCAACUACCGGCGUAGGCUGGCGGCCUGCGUGGGCUUCCGCUUCCCUAUCCUGGGUGUGCACCUCAAGGAUCUGGUGGCCUUGCAGCUGGCGCUGCCUGACUGGCUGGACCCGGGUAGGACCAGGCUCAAUGGAGCCAAGAUGAGGCAACUUUUUAGCAUUCUGGAGGAGCUGGCCAUGGUGACCAGCCUGCGACCACCAGUGCAAGCCAACCCUGACUUGCUGAGUCUACUCACGGUGUCCCUGGAUCAGUAUCAGACGGAGGAUGAGCUGUACCAGCUCUCCCUGCAGCGUGAGCCACGUUCCAAGUCUUCGCCAACCAGCCCGACCAGCUGCACCCCGCCUCCCCGACCUCCUGUGCUAGAAGAGUGGACCUCAGUUGCCAAGCCUAAGCUGGACCAGGCCUUGGUGGCAGAGCACAUUGAGAAGAUGGUGGAGUCUGUGUUCCGGAACUUUGACGUUGACGGGGACGGGCACAUCUCCCAGGAGGAGUUCCAGAUCAUCCGGGGCAACUUCCCUUAUCUCAGCGCCUUUGGGGACCUGGACCAGAACCAGGAUGGCUGCAUCAGCCGGGAGGAGAUGAUCUCCUACUUCCUGCGCUCCAGCUCGGUGCUGGGCGGCCGCAUGGGCUUCGUACACAACUUCCAGGAGAGUAACUCGCUACGCCCGGUUGCUUGCCGCCACUGCAAAGCUCUGAUUCUGGGCAUCUACAAGCAGGGCCUCAAAUGCAGAGCUUGUGGUGUGAACUGUCACAAACAGUGCAAAGACCGCCUGUCAGUGGAGUGUCGCCGCAGGGCCCAGAGUGUGAGCCUGGAGGGCUCUGCGCCUUCACCCUCACCGACACAUACCCACCAUCGGGCCUUCAGCUUCUCCCUGCCUCGCCCAGGCAGGCGCAGCUCCCGGCCACCAGAGAUCCGAGAAGAGGAGGUGCAGGCAGUGGAGGACGGAGUGUUUGACAUCCACUUAUAAGAUGCUGCAACUAUCAAGGACUCAUUCCUGCUUUGGAGAAAUGACUUGGAGCAGAGCAGGGAGCCUGGGGUUCUGGGGCAGGAGGCUGGGCUGAGGGUGGGGGUCGAGGGUGGCAUGCACUGAGGUCAGGGCCAGGGCUGGCAUCCCUAAGGUUGUACAGGAUCUUGUGAAUAUUUGUAUUUUCCAGAUGGAAUA
Arvicola amphibius (Eurasian water vole) is the source of this 2935-nucleotide messenger RNA. RefSeq names its product RAS guanyl releasing protein 2 (gene Rasgrp2). The record is from RefSeq and is a predicted model, not a curated record. Lineage: Eukaryota; Metazoa; Chordata; Mammalia; Rodentia; Cricetidae. Gene Ontology annotation, biological process: positive regulation of GTPase activity; Ras protein signal transduction. Gene Ontology annotation, molecular function: guanyl-nucleotide exchange factor activity; calcium ion binding. Gene Ontology annotation, cellular component: plasma membrane.